GUCCUAUAAAAGGCCUCGAAAUCUUCCAGAUCGUCAGUUGGUUAUCGUACUUGCAAUGGAGUCGAUAUUGGUUUUAAUUAUUUUGGUGUCCAGAGCAAGGGCUCUCGUUCACUACGUGAAGCUUGCAAAAGGCACGAAUGGUUGCGUAUCGGUGGGUGGAGAGCAAAUGGAGGUCUGGGAUAUGGUACAGGACGAAGAGACGUGCGGCGUUUAUCAUUGCCAAAAUAAGAAUGGAGACGCUUUGAUUCACUAUUGUCAGAAACCGGCGACCUAUAUGGAAUGUCCAUCGACUGGAGUUAUAACCACACUGGAUUUUCCACAAUGCUGUUGGACGUGCGCCCGAUACAUUAAUUGCGAUGCACCGGCACAACGUACCGGUGAAAUUAUUAAUGAUAAUCUUCCAAGUAAGAACGAAGGUGCUGAUGGCGUUAAAAAUGAUGGUGUCGAUGGAGGUAAAAUUGAUGGUGGAAGUGAAGUAGGUUCUAAUAUCCGCGGUUGGCCAGGAGAUGAAGAAGAUCCCAAUAUUCCCAAAGAACCUAUGCGUUUUUACAAUUCUCCUAAAGAACCAAACAGCUUCCACACUGAAAAUCCCAUAAUGAUGGACUCCAUGCAAUUGGAUGCCGAAGGACACCCGAUAAUCAAAGAUCCAAAAUCUAAAACUGCUCUAAAAUCGAACUUAAUGCCUAAUGUACCUAAAUCAGGAAAAAUAUAUAAAUAUAUGGAAUAAAAAUUUUAAAUCUAA
Messenger RNA from Drosophila ananassae, 742 nucleotides. RefSeq lists its product as uncharacterized. Bases 56 to 727 code for a protein of 223 amino acids. The record is from RefSeq and is a predicted model, not a curated record. Lineage: Eukaryota; Metazoa; Arthropoda; Insecta; Diptera; Drosophilidae. The transcript is spliced from 3 exons.